Messenger RNA from Ascoidea rubescens DSM 1968, 2727 nucleotides. RefSeq names its product Rsn1p (gene RSN1). The record is from RefSeq and is a predicted model, not a curated record. Gene Ontology annotation, cellular component: plasma membrane. NCBI's taxonomy places the organism in Eukaryota, Fungi, Ascomycota, Saccharomycetes, Ascoideales, Ascoideaceae. Gene Ontology annotation, molecular function: calcium-activated cation channel activity. The coding region runs from base 1 to 2664 and encodes 887 amino acids. The transcript is spliced from 2 exons.
AUGUCAACCACUGAAGACACCAAAAACACAUCUACUGCCUCUGUCAUAUCCUCCAUCAUCUUCAAUGGAGUAUUGCUAGGUGCUUUCACACUAGCCUUUCUACUCUUGAGAAUCAAGUUCAAGAGAAUCUACCAGCCCAAAUCUGCCUACGAUUUGGUCGAUAAAUCAAAGAAACCAGAGCCCUUGCCUCCUGGCGUAUACCAAUGGCUAAUCAUCCUACUAAAAAAGAAGAACAACUUCAUAAUAAGACAGGCAGGCAUCGAUGGCUACUUCUUUCUACGAUACUUGUUCUUCAUAUCUGCUUUUUGUCUAGCUGGAAUGAUCUUGGUUUAUCCAAUCAUAAUCCCAAUCAACAUCACUGGCGGUAAUGGCAACGAAGGCCUAGAUAGACUAAGUUUUUCCAACAUCAACUCUGACAACAACAACUCAUCAAAGUACUACGCCCACAUUGUCUGUUCGUGGAUAUUCAAUGGCUUUCUAUUAUUUGUCAUCUACAGAGAACUAAUUUACUACACAAAUCUAAGAGCUGUAAUCCUAUCAACUCCAAACUACGCUACAAGACUACCAUCAAGAGUCGUCUUAUUCCAAUCAGUUCCCAAACAAUACCUCAAUGAAGACGAAUUCAAAAAACUAUUCACUGGCAUUAGAAAGGUCUGGAUAACAAGAGCUGACCACGAACUAGGUGAUAAGGUCGAAGAAAGAGAUUCCUUAGCACGCAAUUUGGAAUCUGCCUUGAACAAAUUGCUAAAAUCUGCCGUCAAAACUAAAAUCAAAGCUGAUAAAAAAAACACUGUCCUACAACCAAUAGACGAAAUUGUAACCUAUGUUCCUCAGAAUAAGAGACCAACUCAUAAAUUAUUUCCCAUUUUUGGCAAAUCUGUCGACACAAUCAACUAUGCUAAAGUUCAAUUGAAAAAAUUGAACCAAGAAAUCAUAGAUCUACAACUAAACCAUCAAAAUGCUAAACCAAUGAACUCAGUUUUUGUUGAAUUCGAAAAUCAAUAUCUAGCUCAAUUAGCUUAUCAAUCUGUUGCCCACCACACUCCCUUAUCCCUAGGUCCUUGCUACAUUGGAAUCUCUCCAGAUGAUAUCUACUGGAGAAACAUGAGAAUGUUCUGGUAUGAAAGAUUAGUUAGAUCUCUUGCUGCCGCCGCUGCCAUUAUAGCAGUCAUUGUUUUAUGGGCUUUUCCUGUCGCCUUCGUUGGUAUGAUAUCAAAUAUAACCUCUUUAACAAACAAACUAACCUGGCUAAGAUGGAUCUACGAUCUACCAGAUGUUCUAUUAGGCCUAAUCACUUCUUUAUUACCAACCAUCAUGUUAGCUCUUUUAAUGUUAUUACUACCCUUUUUCAUUAGAUUCAUGGCAAAAAUAUCUGGCUCUCCAACUAUUCAACACAUUGAAUAUUACACUCAGCAAUCCUUUUUCGGUUUUCAAGUCAUUCAAGUUUUCCUUGUCACAACCAUUUCUUCCUCUGCAACUGCCGUUGUAACUAAAAUUAUCGACAACCCCACAAGUUCAAUGAGUUUAUUGGCAGAAAAUUUACCAAAAUCCUCAAAUUUUUACAUCAGUUAUGUGGUUUUACAAGGCUUUACCAUUUCCGGUGCAUUAUUACUAAAUUAUAAAGGUCUUUUAUUCUUUUACGCUUUUAGUUUUCUAUUCGAUAGCAGUGUUAGAGAUAAAUGGACCAGAUUCAAUUCUCUUGAAAUAGUAGAAUGGGGCACAACUUUUCCAAUUUAUACAAAUUUAGCUGUCAUUAUUAUGGCCUAUUCCAUCAUUUCUCCAAUAAUCCUAUUAUUUGGCUUUUUUGGUUUUGGCUUGCUAUACAUCGCCUAUUUGCACAGUUUAUGUUAUGUUCAAGGUGAAGGACCUGACUCCAGAGGCAUGCACUAUCCAAGAGCUUUAUACCAAACUUUGGUUGGUGUCUAUUUAGGUCAAGUUUGUCUCUUGGGUUUAUUCGCUGUUGGUGGUGCCUGGGGCCCAAUUAUUCUUCAAGCCAUUUGUAUCGGUGUCACUGCUUUUAUUCACUCCAUUUUUAACAGAGCCUUUGACCAUUUAAAUACUGUUGUCCCCGUUGAUACGAUGAGACCCUUGGAUGGUGUUUCCGACACUCCAUCUUUUUCAUUUCAUCCAAAAUCACCAAAUCAUUCUCAUGAACAAGAAAAACCCACCAUUGAAAAAGUUGAAGGCACUGCUUUUGAUAAAGAAAUUUCUGAUGCAAACAAUAACUCCUCUAUUGUCGAUCUCUCCGUCAUAAAAUCACACGAAAUAGAUGAUACUGCAAGAGUUCCUCUAUUAGCUGAUGGUGAUGAUGAGGAGAUUCCCCAUGCUAAUCCAUUUGUUAGAUUUUUUCAACCUCACAUCUAUUGCUCCUACAAAUUCUGUAAACAGUCAAUUCCCUCUAUCUAUAAAAGUGUUGAUCAUGAUGACCAAUUGGUUAAUAAUGAACAUGCUUAUGAUUAUCCUGCUGUGGCUGCAAAACCUCCAUAUUUAUGGAUUCCUGCUGAUCCAAUGGGUUUGUCUAAGCAUGAAAUUAAAAACUUUGAAGGAAUAGUCCCAAUAACUGAUGAAGGUGCUCAUUUUGAUGAAAAGGGAAAUAUAGUUUGGACAGGAAAACCUCCAGAAUAUCAUCCCACUGAAGAAUAUGAGUAUAACUUGAAGAAUUAAUCUUUAACAAAAAAAAGAUUUUUUUUUUUUUAUUUUGAUUUUCACUUAGAUGUAAUCAUUUGU